GUUUUCCUCUGGCGGUAUGACGCAGCCAAUGAUACCAGUCAAUUGCCUCGGCGAUUGAAAGAACUCCGGCGGGAGUCGCCGAGUGGAAAAAUGUCACCUUGGGUGGUCCCUCGCCCAGGAAUGCUACCACAUCCACUCCCCUUACCUCGUCCCUCACCCAAACGAGUCCCGCGCAGAGUGAUUGAUGGCCCCUUCCCCGGCAGAGAAUGGGAGACCGGUCCGUCCAUCACCUCCAUCGGGAUGAUGAGCCCGUCACGUCCGUCACCGACAACGAACCCAGACCGCCCUCGCCGACGGCCACCAGUCAUUCCCGCGGCGAGGAUCGUGUCGAACGAGACGCGUUAGAACUCCACGAAAUUGAGACACAGCUGGAUCAUGAACUCAACUGCUCAACACCUUCGAUCUCCUCCGGCGAGUAUCGCAUUACCACUCGCCGGACGGCAUCACGUACCAGUCAACGCACGGAGCGAAGUCGAGCGCCACGCAAGGGGCUCGUAGGGAAGAUUGAACGCUUCUGGACACGGAACGUGGUAUUGACCGUUCCUCAGAAAAGUAACCGAGAUCACUUUGCGCUGGAGCGGACAUUCCUGGCCUAUAUCCGGACAUCGGUUGUCAUCGCAAUGCAAGGCGUACUAAUCGCCCAGCUCUUUCGCCUUCAACAACAGCCUUCCCCCGAGGAUCAAUUGACAUACUAUGAAGUGGCCAUCCCCCUUUCAGUAACGUGCCAUUGCAUUGCCGUCAUUGUAGCUGUGUUAGGCGCGUGUCGUUUUUGGAAACAACAAAAUGCGGUCGCGUUGGGAACCGUCUAUGCCGGCGGUUGGGAAUUGAACAGUAUCGCACUGCUAAUCGCACUGAUAAUUUUGGCGCUUUUUGUCUUAUCGAUCGUGAUCAUGGUUGAACUUGAAUAACACGAACCAAAGGCUCGACAAAAGUAAUAGACUUGUACAGGACAGCUCUUGGAGGGGUAUUAUAUUUUUGACCAUUAACAUAGCAAUUAGCAUUUAUGACAAGCAGAGAGGCAAGACCACUCUGCUCCAAAUCUAAUGAAACCAUGCCAUGACAUCUACAGCUUCCAACCUAUGGACUUAUCUUUUGUAGGUUUCUGGAGUCAUACUUCCGGGAAUCUUGUACACUACGGCAUUACGAAGAAAUGCUAGAGGUAUUUCAUUGAAAAGUGUAUUGCAAUCUACUGAAGUCGUACGCCUAAUAC
This is a messenger RNA of Aspergillus pseudonomiae, 1210 nucleotides long. Its product is annotated as DUF202 domain-containing protein. The transcript is spliced from 3 exons. NCBI's taxonomy places the organism in Eukaryota, Fungi, Ascomycota, Eurotiomycetes, Eurotiales, Aspergillaceae. Bases 207 to 908 code for a protein of 233 amino acids. The record is from RefSeq and is a predicted model, not a curated record.